Molecule: messenger RNA, 159 nt
Organism: Arvicanthis niloticus (Nile rat)
Lineage: Eukaryota; Metazoa; Chordata; Mammalia; Rodentia; Muridae
Product: keratin-associated protein 20-2-like
Source: RefSeq, a predicted model, not a curated record
AUGUGUUACUAUGGAGGAUACUAUAGAGGCCUGGGCUACGGCUAUGGUAGCCUAGGUUGUGGCUAUGGCUGUGGCUAUGGCUAUAGCUAUGGUGGCUAUGGUUAUGGCUGCUGCCGCCCACUGUGCCGUAGAAGAUACUGGUCUUAUGGCUUCUACUGA